Prunus armeniaca (apricot) is the source of this 1785-nucleotide messenger RNA. The record is from the annotation of a GenBank genome assembly. NCBI's taxonomy places the organism in Eukaryota, Viridiplantae, Streptophyta, Magnoliopsida, Rosales, Rosaceae.
AUGGAUUCAGUCUCACAAAGAUUCUUGGAAGAAUUGCGUCAGUUCACCGUUGACAGCAAUGAGGAUAGUGGUAUGGUAGGUGACCAUUCUGUGCAGUCUGCAACAUGUGCUCUAUGCCAAAGGACUUUUUCCCCCGAGAAUGAGGCAACUGGAGAUCUUGAAACUAUCAGCAUGUGUGGGGACUGUAAAUUUUUGUACCUUGAAGAUCAUGGUGCCCCCACACAUGAUUCUUAUCAGGGAACGCCAUCUACGAGAAGAAGAGCUAGGAACAGCAGUUCCGAGUCACUUGAUAAUAUUUUCUCACAACAAUUCUCACAUAUGAUUAAUCUGAUGCGGCAAAACCAAUCCCCUGGCUCUGGGCUUGAGGAUUUUCCUGCAGAUGGUGAUCCAGCUGCUAGGGUAUCUCAACGCACAAGUUCCCGUACUACACCAAGUGGGUCUAGAAGAUGGCGGCGUGUGCUUUCUGAUACUGAAAGUGAUGGUUAUGAUAACGGGGAUUCUCUCUAUGGGGAAAAUGAAUCAAAUCUGAGUUUUGGUCGGUACAGGGCAUUUCAUGGUGAGAGUGAUGCGAUUUCUUUUAGUGCUUACGGAGGGGACUCUGAUGCUUCUGUAGACCUACAUGGUUUCCUGGAUACAGAAACGAUUAUUCAACCAGAUGAUGGAAGUGCUUUUGAUAGUGAUACUGACAUUGAUCCAAUGCAUGCUGGUCUUGACCAGUGGAACUCAGAUGACACUGAAGAAGAAGAAGAAGAAGAAGAAGAUGAUGAUGAUGAUGAUGAUGAUGAUGAAGGGGAUGAAGAAGAUGAUGAAUGGGAAGAAGCUGAUGCUGAAAUAAACAUAGUGGAAUCCAGAGAAGCCCCAGGUCGGCUUCGAAAUCUUUUAGUUUCGAGUCCAGGUGGAAGUAAUGGCUUAGUCAAUUGGCGCCAACAGGUAUAUUCUCCUGAAUCUGAGGCUGAGGGUAUGAUUCGCUGGAGAAUGAGGGGAAGGAGUCAAAUAUAUACCCGUAACAUCUUUUCUAACACGGAGGAAUCAGAGUUGCUGCCAUAUGUUGGAAAUUCUGGUGAUUAUCUAGAUGCGGGAGGCUUUGAGGAAUUGCUCGAGCAUCUUGCUGAGGCUGACAGCUUAAGACGAGGAGCACCUCCAGCUUCCGUGUCCUUUGUGAAUAGUCUGCCUCGUGUUGCUAUUAGUAAGGAACAUGAGAAGCAUGAUGACUUAGCAUGUGCGAUUUGCAAGGAUGUGUUGACAAUUGGUACUGAAGUGAAUCAGCUUCCCUGCUCUCACCUGUAUCACCCUUCCUGUAUUUUGCCAUGGUUGAGUGCACGGAAUACUUGCCCUCUUUGUCGAUAUGAGCUACCAACUGAUGACAGAGACUACGAAGAGGGGAAGCGGAACAUUAGUGGAAGAGUGGAGACCCGCAAUGCCCAGCAGCAGAAUGCAAGUGAGGACAGUUCCUCUGUUGCUUUCAACAGAGCUGAAGAAGGUGAAGAGUUUGCUUUCAGUGAAAGGAGAAUGGAGCAGAGGUUCCUAUCUGAUAGGGGGGCAGCAACAACUAAUGGCUCUGGUGGAGAAAAUAGUCGGGGGAGAUGGUUUCUUCUUGCUGCUGCCCCAAUUGUGAGUCUCGUGGGCAUUGUUCUUGUGCUGUGGUUAGGCAGUCCCCUAAUGGAAAGAAGAGGUCUGGCAGGAAACCACAACUUUGCUGGUCAGGCCCAACGCCCAACCCAUGUCACUGGCCCCUCACCCAACCCCAGGGAGAACAGAAGCAGGAGAUGGUGGUCACUUUUCUGA